CCAGCAAAAAGCGAUGAUGAGUGUGACGUAGUCUGGGUAUGAAUUUAUCUACUCUCUCUAUCCUGGUAUCCUGCGUAAAACAUAUUCUAGUAUAAUCUGUGCAACGGCUGCAGUUCCUGUCAGAAUAUUCCGAAACAUACGAAUGUUUGUUGCCAUUUAUUAUGUUUUAUUGCCAAUUUCCUCUCGGCUAGUAAGCUUUUUGUUCCCUUCUUCUACUUCUUUUUGUUGGUUACCGCGCAACUUUGAAUCAAAACCGUUUGUCAUCACUACAAAGAUAACAAGAAGUUGGAUAACAUCAAAAAACGACAGUGGCAACACCGACAUGUGGUCAGGAAAGAAGUCGUCACGUCCCGAUGAGACGGCCACAACGCGUGAACGAAGCAGACCACCUGCACGUAACAACAGAUCAAGAAAUAAAGAAUCAUCACCACCACGAAGCGGCAACGAGCAAUUAGAUGCGAAAGGCAACACUCGCCAACAACAACAAGAAGAGCAACCCUAUACAUCGGCAGACGACGAUGUUGAAGAAACCGACCACGAAAGAAGAAGACAGAGUGUUAACGACGAUGAUAUAGAAACACAUCCACUUUCAGAUGUGCUCUCUGAUGCGCUUUCCUCGCGAGGUAGUCGGACGAGGAGACAUAGACGUGAUCGGAACAGGCAAAAUAGGAGGGCCCAGCGAAAAGAACUAUCAGAAGGAGAAGCGGCACCCACAGUGCCGGCACCAGUACAUACGGCACAGCCGGCACGCCCAAAUGAUUCAGCAAAAGCAGUAACGCAUCCUGCACCAUUGCGGCAUGUCAAUAACACUGCAGAUGACAUGGUGGAUACAGUCGGUGAUACCGCUGGUCAACUGCUCGAUACAGCGACUGACGUGGCAAAAGACGCAAAUAAUAAGGAUAAGGACGAAAACCCCUUGAAGCUACGUUUGGAUUUAAAUCUGGAUGCAGAGAUUGAACUCAAGGCCAAGCUACGGGGCGAUGUCACUCUCUCACUCUUGCGAUAAUCGUUAUGCUACUUAUAUAAAGAUUGUCUAUCUUGUACCCAACAUCAUCCUCUCUGUUCCUUCAACUAAACACAACACGGGAAAGAAGAAUACAUGUGAAUAAAAUAGUUCAAAGCAUAUGAAAUGGAUCGAGCAG
This is a messenger RNA of Zychaea mexicana, 1142 nucleotides long. RefSeq lists its product as uncharacterized. Lineage: Eukaryota; Fungi; Mucoromycota; Mucoromycetes; Mucorales; Lichtheimiaceae. The transcript has a single exon. Bases 143 to 1006 code for a protein of 287 amino acids. The record is from RefSeq and is a predicted model, not a curated record.